AUGUACUACCGCCUCUUCAAGAUUAUGCAGCAACCUCACCUCAUACUGUUCUCGAAGGAUGCUCGAACCUGCAACAUGGACGCAAUGGCUACGACGGCCCCAAAAUUGCCUCCAGUGUUCUCUUGGGUUACUGCAGAUGGGCUUGCACUCUGGUUAGCACUCAUGUCCAGCCAAUACUAUCAUGCAUCUAUUGACGGUGCUCAACGCGCCAUCGGCGAUGGCAUCGUGUCUUCCCCUAAUCCAUCUUGA
Molecule: messenger RNA, 249 nt
Organism: Exserohilum turcica Et28A
Lineage: Eukaryota; Fungi; Ascomycota; Dothideomycetes; Pleosporales; Pleosporaceae
Exons: 1
Coding region: 1-249 (82 amino acids)
Source: RefSeq, a predicted model, not a curated record